Hipposideros armiger (great roundleaf bat) is the source of this 545-nucleotide messenger RNA. RefSeq names its product NADH:ubiquinone oxidoreductase subunit A3 (gene NDUFA3). The coding region runs from base 1 to 483 and encodes 160 amino acids. The record is from RefSeq and is a predicted model, not a curated record. NCBI's taxonomy places the organism in Eukaryota, Metazoa, Chordata, Mammalia, Chiroptera, Hipposideridae. Gene Ontology annotation, cellular component: respiratory chain complex I; mitochondrial inner membrane. The transcript is spliced from 5 exons.
AUGAGGACUACCGCAUUCCGCCUCCGUGCGCACGCGCGGAGUCAGCGGCGCCUCGGGCGCAGGGACCACAAUACCCAGGGUGCUCCGCGCCCUCGCUGCCGCGGCUGUCGCCGAGACCAAGAUGGCGGGGAGACUCGCUGCCUUCUUCAAGAAUGCCUGGGCCAAGGAGCCGGUUCUGGUCGCGUCCUUCACCAUCGGGGGCCUCGGUGCGUGAGCGCGAAAGUUCAUCACCCCAAACGACUUUCCAGCUUUACCUCUUCCAUCCGCUCCAGAGUUCCCAUCGUCCUACCCUCAGCAUUCUGUGAACCCAUCACUAUAAUUCUGCCCCCCCUCAGCCCCUUCACCAAGUAUGCCACCAUGAUCAACCAAGUCACACCCUACAACUACCCAGUGCCCGUCCGAGAUGAUGGGAACAUGCCUGACAUACCCAGCCACCCCCAGGACCCCCAGGGCCGAAGCUUGGAGUGGCUGAAGAAACUGUGAGCAGCUCCACUGACAGGGACGAGGAUCCCCACCAUGGCCCUCAAUAAAAAUGUGAAAACCAA